GAUAGGUCUGAGUAAUUUGAGAAAGGAGGGUGUGAGGUCAAGGAUCUUCGAUGUUGUAGACUUUUGUAAGGGCAAAGGGCUCAGUCAGGAUACAGCAAGACUCCAAACAACUUGUGUGUUCGUUAAAAGGUAACAAAGGAAGAUGCUGUUUAUCCUGCUGACCCUCCUCUCCCUCCUGUCCCAGGAAACCAUUUCUUAUCCUCUAUCAGGUUCUAGCUCAUCUCUUCGAUUUAUAGCUUUGGGUGAUUGGGGAGGACUGCCACUCCCCCCAUACUACACGCAACAGUUGUUAAAAGUGGCAAAGGAAAUGGGCACAACGGUUGACAAAUUGGGAGCAAACUUCAUCCUGGCCCUGGGAGAUAAUUUUUAUUAUGAAGGUGUCCAAGAUGUCAAUGAUCCCAGGUUUAAGACCACAUUUGAGUCGGUGUUUGCAGCAGAGUCCCUUCGCAAUAUUCCUUGGUACAUCCUAGCUGGAAACCAUGACCACAAGGGGAAUGUGUCUGCUCAGAUCGCUUACUCCAACAUAUCUGACCGCUGGCACUACCCCGAUUAUUACUAUGACCUUGUCUUUAAGAUUCCUGAGAGCAAUGCGUCUGUGCGUCUCCUGGUCAUGGACACCGUUCUUCUAUGUGGAAAUUCUGAUGAUAACCUGGAAGGUCAACCGCGUCAACCAGCAGAUUAUAAAAUAGCAAAUAUCCAGUUAGACUGGUUGACAGAAAAGUUACAAUCUGCAAAAGAAGAGUAUGUGCUGGUUGCUGGGCAUUACCCAGUGUGGUCAGUGGCAGAACACGGGCCAACUGACUGUCUUGUGGACUACGUACAGCCUCUGCUGAAGAAGUACAGGGUAACAGCUUACCUGUGUGGCCAUGACCACAACUUGCAGUACCUCCAGGAUAAAGAUGGUAUUGGAUACAUUCUAAGUGGAGGAGGAAAUUUCAUGGAAAACUCAAUGAAACACGAAUUUUCUGUUCCCCAAGGCUAUCUGCGAUACUUCCAAGGAGACCCUGUUACUAUGGGUGGAUUUGUAUAUAUUGAUAUUACUCCUAAAACAAUGAAUAUAACAUAUAUACAGCCUGGAGGAAAAUGUCUCUACCAGACUACUUUGUUCCCACGUGUAAACUAACCUGGUUGCUAUGGAAAUAGGUCUGUUGACUUGUUUACCAGUGGCUUAAAUAAUAUCAGAAUCCGUUGGUUUUCAUUUUAGCACUAUAAAUAUACCUCAGUUAGUUAAAAAAAAAUGAGCAUUAAACUUUUCUUAAAAUGAAAGAAAACAUUUUUAAAUUUAUUUUUCAUAGUUUUAAAGUUUACAGUAUUUUCUUCCAUUAUAAAAUAUAAUAAAUAUAAAAGUCAAAGAAUCAAAAUUUUAAUGUGAUCUCAGACAUGUGAGAAACACAUUUCUAGUACCUUGUUUUGUUUUAAUUAUCUUUUGAAAGCUGCUACUUUUUCUAUUUCACCCUAGUUAUCUGUGAUGUUUAUCUGUCUAAAAUCCAGUUUAAUUUUUUUAAAUGACAUAUUAUCUGUUAAACAAAUUUUAAACAUUUUAUAUCCUUCUAAGAUGUAACAUUUCAGUGUUUUGCCUGUUAUUUUAAAUAAAGAUUCAUGCAAUCGGCUCAA
Molecule: messenger RNA, 1614 nt
Organism: Bombina bombina (fire-bellied toad)
Lineage: Eukaryota; Metazoa; Chordata; Amphibia; Anura; Bombinatoridae
Gene: ACP5
Product: acid phosphatase 5, tartrate resistant
Exons: 5
Coding region: 143-1123 (326 amino acids)
Biological process (GO): bone resorption
Molecular function (GO): ferrous iron binding; ferric iron binding; acid phosphatase activity
Source: RefSeq, a predicted model, not a curated record